Messenger RNA from Piliocolobus tephrosceles (Ugandan red Colobus), 3920 nucleotides. RefSeq names its product frizzled class receptor 3 (gene FZD3). The record is from RefSeq and is a predicted model, not a curated record. The transcript has 7 exons. The coding region runs from base 476 to 2476 and encodes 666 amino acids. Gene Ontology annotation, biological process: non-canonical Wnt signaling pathway; canonical Wnt signaling pathway. Gene Ontology annotation, molecular function: Wnt receptor activity; Wnt-protein binding. Gene Ontology annotation, cellular component: plasma membrane. Lineage: Eukaryota; Metazoa; Chordata; Mammalia; Primates; Cercopithecidae.
GCGAAAGCUCGCUGUCGCUGGGAGGCGCGCGCCGGCGGUUCUCCGCCGCUCCGGGUACCUGAGGGACGCGCGGCCGCCCUCGGCUGGCGGUGCAGCCCCCACCGCUUUGGAGCCAGACGCCGGGGUCUGAGAUAUUUCAGUCGAAGGAAGAAAUAGCUCUUCUCCUAAGAUGGAAUCUGUGGUUUGGGAAUGUGGUUGAUCAACUUGAUAUGUUGGCCAAAUGUGCCCCAUGUAAUAAAAUGAAAAGAAGAGACAAGAUGAUGUCAUUUUCCCAUAUUGUGAAACCAAAAACAAACGCCUUUUGUGAGACCAAGCUAACAAACCUCUGACGGUGCGAAGAGUAUUUAACUGUUUGAAGAACUUAACAGUAAGAUAUAGAAGAAGUACCUUCGAGCUGAGACCUGCAGGUGUAUAAAUAUCUAAAAUUCAUAUUGAGUAGGCCUGAUCAUCCGAAUCUCAUUCAGACCCAGGAAGGAUGGCUAUGACUUGGAUUGUCUUCUCUUUUUGGCCCUUGACUGUGUUCAUGGGGCAUAUAGGUGGGCACAGUUUGUUUUCUUGUGAACCUAUUACCUUGAGGAUGUGCCAAGAUUUGCCUUAUAAUACUACCUUCAUGCCUAAUCUUCUGAAUCAUUAUGACCAACAGACAGCAGCUUUAGCAAUGGAGCCAUUCCACCCUAUGGUGAAUCUGGAUUGUUCUCGGGAUUUCCGGCCUUUUCUUUGUGCACUCUAUGCUCCUAUUUGUAUGGAAUAUGGACGUGUCACACUUCCCUGCCGUAGGCUGUGUCAGCGGGCUUACAGCGAGUGUUCGAAGCUCAUGGAGAUGUUCGGUGUUCCUUGGCCUGAAGAUAUGGAAUGCAGUAGGUUCCCAGAUUGUGAUGAGCCGUAUCCUCGACUUGUGGAUCUGAAUUUAGCUGGAGAACCAACUGAAGGAGCCCCAGUGGCAGUGCAGAGAGACUAUGGUUUUUGGUGUCCCCGGGAGUUAAAAAUUGAUCCUGAUCUGGGUUAUUCUUUUCUGCACGUGCGUGAUUGUUCACCUCCUUGUCCAAAUAUGUACUUCAGGAGAGAAGAACUAUCAUUUGCUCGCUAUUUCAUAGGAUUGAUUUCAAUCAUUUGCCUCUCUGCCACAUUGUUUACUUUUUUAACUUUUUUGAUUGAUGUCACAAGAUUCCGUUAUCCUGAAAGGCCUAUUAUAUUUUAUGCAGUCUGCUACAUGAUGGUAUCCUUAAUUUUCUUCAUUGGAUUUUUGCUUGAGGAUCGAGUAGCCUGCAAUGCGUCCAUCCCUGCACAAUAUAAGGCUUCCACAGUGACACAAGGAUCUCAUAAUAAAGCCUGUACCAUGCUUUUUAUGGUACUCUAUUUUUUUACUAUGGCUGGCAGUGUAUGGUGGGUAAUUCUUACCAUCACAUGGUUUUUAGCAGCUGUGCCAAAGUGGGGUAGUGAAGCUAUUGAGAAGAAAGCAUUGCUGUUUCACGCCAGUGCAUGGGGCAUCCCUGGAACUCUAACUAUCAUCCUUUUAGCGAUGAAUAAAAUUGAAGGUGAUAAUAUUAGUGGCGUGUGUUUUGUUGGCCUCUACGAUGUUGAUGCAUUGAGAUAUUUUGUUCUUGCUCCCCUCUGCCUGUAUGUGGUAGUUGGGGUUUCUCUCCUCUUAGCUGGCAUUAUAUCCCUAAACAGAGUUCGGAUUGAGAUUCCAUUAGAAAAGGAGAACCAAGAUAAAUUAGUGAAGUUUAUGAUCCGGAUUGGUGUUUUCAGCAUUCUUUAUCUCGUACCACUCUUGGUUGUAAUUGGAUGCUACUUUUAUGAGCAAGCUUACCGUGGCAUCUGGGAAACAACAUGGAUACAAGAACGCUGCAGAGAAUAUCACAUUCCAUGUCCAUAUCAGGUUACUCAAAUGAGUCGUCCAGACUUGAUUCUCUUUCUGAUGAAAUACUUGAUGGCUCUCAUAGUUGGCAUUCCCUCUGUAUUUUGGGUUGGAAGCAAAAAGACAUGCUUUGAAUGGGCCAGUUUUUUUCAUGGUCGUAGGAAAAAAGAGAUAGUGAAUGAGAGCCGACAGGUACUCCAGGAACCUGAUUUUGCUCAGUCUCUCCUGAGGGAUCCAAAUACUCCUAUCAUAAGAAAGUCAAGGGGAACUUCCACUCAAGGAACAUCCACCCAUGCUUCUUCAACUCAGCUGGCUAUGGUGGAUGAUCAAAGAAGCAAAGCAGGGAGCGUCCACAGCAAAGUGAGCAGCUACCACGGCAGCCUCCACAGAUCACGUGAUGGCAGGUACACGCCCUGCAGUUACAGAGGAAUGGAGGAGAGACUACCUCAUGGCAGCAUGUCACGACUAACAGAUCACUCCAGGCAUAGUAGUUCUCAUCGGCUCAAUGAGCAGUCACGACAUAGCAGCAUCAGAGAUCUCAGUAAUAAUCCCAUGACUCACAUCACACAUGGCACCAGCAUGAAUCGGGUUAUUGAAGAAGAUGGAACCAGUGCUUAAUUUGUCUUGUCUAAGGUGGAAAGCUUGUGCUGUUUAAAAAGAUUUUAUUCUUUGCCUUUUGCAUGACUGAUUGCUGUAACUCACUGUUAACAUGCUUUCAGUCAACUACAGAUUGUGUCCACUGGAAAGGUAAAUGUUUGCUUUUUAUAUUGCAUCAAACUUGGAACAUCAAGGCAUCCAAAACACUAAGAAUUCUAUCAUCACAAAAAUAGUUCGUCUUUCUAGGUUAUGAAGAGAUAAUUAUUUGUCUGGUAAGCAUUUUUAUAAACCCACUCAUUUUAUAUUUAGAAAAAUCCUAAAUAUGUGGUGACUGCUUUGUAGUGAACUUUCAUAUACUGUAAACUAGUUGUGAGAUAACAUUCUGGUAGCUCAGUUAAUAAAACAAUUUCAGAAUUAAAGAAAUUUUCUAUGCAAGGUUUACUUCUCAGAUGAAUAGUAGGACUUUGUAGUUUUAUUUACACUAAGUGAAAAAAGAACUGUGUUUUUAAACUGUAGGAGAAUUUAAUAAAUCAGCAAGGGUAUUUUAGCUAAUAGAAUAAAAGUACAACAGAAAAAUUUGAUUAGUCUAUGAAAGGUUCUCUCAGCAUUCUAUCGAAAUAAUCUUCAUCCAGAGAUAUUCAGGAUUUGGAUUAGCAGUGGAAUAAAGAGAUGGGCAUUCUUUCCCCUAUAAUUGUGCUGUUUUUCUAACUUUUGUAAAUAUUACUUUUACUGGCUGUGUUUUAUAACUUAUCCAUAUGCAUGAUGGAAAAAUUUUAAUUUGUGGCCAUCUUUUCCCAUGUAAUAGUAUUGAUUCAUACAGAACUUAAUGUUCAAAAUUUGCUUUGUGGAGGCAUGUAAUAAGAUAAACAUCAUACAUUAUAAGGUUCUUUGUGGUAACCACACUUACAAAAUGGCAAAACCUUUUCUCUGUAUUCAUUGUUGUAUUUUUCUACAGUGAGAUGUGAUCUUGCCAAAGCCACCAGACCUUGGCUUCCAGGCCCUCCUAUAGUGAGUUGAUUGUCUGCACUUGCCUUGCCCAAUAGCCAGUAGGCUACAGCUUUUGCCCCACACCCUUAUUUUCAGAUUCUGGAUCAUUCUUGUUUACAACUGAAAUAUAUAUAACCUCAGUCCAAAGUGGUGAUUGAUUUGAUAUUGGAAAAUCACUGUAGCUAAAUGAAGCAUGAUUAGUAGUCUUACUAUGAAUAUCAUUUAAUCUUUAAAAAAAUCAAGUAAAAAAUUUUUAUCUGGUAAUGUUUAAAUAAUUUACAAUAUAAACUGUAAACCUUAUUAGGCAUGAAAUAAUCAGAAGAGAAAGAAAAAUGCUGGAACAUGCUGGAUGUAUUAUGUAAAAAGCAUAUUUAAACAAGGGUCCUCAACCCUGACUGCAGAUAAGAAUCACUUGGGUUACUUCAGAUGCCUAACACCUUCCUCUCAUACAAGUAAGAAUUGGUAGCUUUCUUAAAAA